AUGUUUUAUGUUCGGUAUUCUUUUGACUUUACAUAAUUUAUGGUCGGUAACUCAAUAGACAUCCGAACGAAUUUAAUCACAUGAAAAUUCAACAUGGCUGUCAAAGUGUUGAUUUUUCGACCGAAAACCAAUAUUUUGCAAAUUUUAAGCAUUUAUUGUCUCAUCAGCCAAAUUAUAUGUCAAGAAUUGAUUGUAACACAUGCACCAAAAUACAUAACAUUCCAACAGCAAGCAGACAACCUACAGACAAGUGAUGUAUCUAAAGUGAUAACACAUACACUUGGUGUUCCAACAGAGGAUGUGAAAUGGUCAGGACUUAAUCAGGGAUCAUUGUUUAACAGACCAAAAGCAAACGUCCUAAUGACAGUUGUAACAGCAGAAGGAAAGAAGCCAUUGAGUGUGAAAAAUGUUGCAAAAUAUCCUGUGAAAAGUGACAUUCCUUCAGUAGAUGUUGGUCAGAUGAUGAAUGUGAUACAGGAUACAUUCUUUGAUACCAAUCCUUUGAUGAUUGAUACAGGUGUCGACAAUAAUUUCUUUGAUGUGCAUACAGAUUUUGAUGUUUUCCGUAAGUUACCUGAUACAAUGAGGAGAAUGGCUGACAGACUAUUAGACUCUGAUUCUGUGCUGAACCAGCAUACAGUAGGAACCUUGAAUAGCAGUCAUCCAACAGACCUAAAGUUAAUGGGAGAACUUCAGAUGGUUCAAGAUGUUGUUAAUACGAUAUCAGACAAGCCUGAGAUGAUGUCCACAAAGUCACCAGAUCUAUUCUCAUUUACUGUGACAGGGUUACGUGACAUCAUGGACAAACAUGGUGACCAAUCAACACAAGCAGCUGAUGCUAGUGACCUUGUGAAUAAUUUUAUAAAUAAGAUGACUGAAGAUUUUAAAAAGUUAUAUAAAGAUAAUGUGAUGGUAGAAGUUUUGACCAUUGUGCCAGAGAAAGCAGGAUAUGUCCGUAAAGUUAGGAGUUUAAAAGCUGAUCCCACACCUACACCAGGACCUGAUGAUUCUAUGAAACAACUUAAUUUAUCCAAAGACUAUGGAGAAGAUUAUCCAGCCAUUUUCAACAUUAUAUUAUGGUUUAUGAUUAUCCUUGCUAUUGUUUUAUUCAGUGUAAGCUAUGGUAUGUGGCACAUGGACCCAGGAAGGGAUAGUAUUAUAUAUAGAAUGACAACAACUAGGCUAAAGAAAGAUUAAUUAACACUUAGACAUAAACAAAAAUACAACUUAAAAAAAUCAUUGACCAUAACUAGACUUUAGAAUUAUUUACUGGACUGAAAAUUUCUUUUCAAAGCACUAAAUGUACUAAUUGUUUUGUAACAGUAAACGUUAGUCACAUAAAUUGAUAUUUGUUAGACUUAUCAAUUUGUUGUCGUUAUACCUUAAAUUUAGUAUGACAAGAUAGACAGUUCUUAUGGGUGUGUGAGAAAUAUUCCAGUCCCAAGUUUAUUAUGUAUACUGAAUAAUUUGAUUAGCACAAAUGUAUCUGAGUUUAAGUGUAGUAGAUGUGUAGUAUACUUAUUGAUUUGAUAGCACAUGUGUAUGUAUGAUAUUAAGUGUGAAAGAUUGUGGAUGCUUAGUAUGUCAAAUGUAUCAUGAUGAUAAAAUAUGAGCAUAUAAUAUUAAUAGUACAUUUGUACAAAUGUAUUUAACAAAAAAAGGGUAACAUAAGAAAGCUCUAAUGAUUUCUUCUUUACAACAUUUAUUGUGUUAAUGGUAUAUCUUUUGAUGAAACAAAGUAUAUCUAUACAGUUAAAAAUGUAAUUUGCAUUUAACAUUAUUCACAUUGCUAUUUAAUCAGAAUUGUUUGAGUUUAUAUUCUGUGAAGUAUUUAUUUUCUUGUUGAUUUACCAUGCUGUAACUUGGGAAGUAGAGCUAAUUUAUAUAUAGACAUUUAGUACUGAGAUAAUAACAUUCCUUAGUAGUUGAAUGUGUGUGUGUUUGUGUGUAUGUGAGUUGAUGAUUUAUGUAACGGUAAGGAAAGAUGUUUAUGGUGUAUUUUUUAUUAAUAUAUAUUAGCUAUAUAUAUAGAUAAACUAUCAAUGUUUUAUUUUUAAUUUUGAAAAAUUUAUGCAUGAAGAUAUAAAAAUGAUUCUGUUUUUCUUGUGCUAUGUUGUACAGAUAGAUAUAUUCUCAAAACCUUUACACUUACUCUCUCCUAAUAUGUAUUGAUCACUGGAAGACUUGAUUGUGCCGUCUGUUGUCUUUAUAAUCAUUGAUGCAUUUACCAUUACUUGUAAUCAGCCCUGAACCUUGAUAGCUAACAAUUAGUUAGUAGCAGAGAUACACCAAGAUAUAUCUGUCACCAUUAACUACCUACAUGACAGUUUUGAAUCAAUUAUUAUAAGGGACAGAUUUGGAUAAUAACAGUACUUGGCAGUUCUCCUUGCCUCAAAUGCAUAUUGUCUUGCACUCUAAAUGAAUUUAUUUGAUGUUCAUUUUUAAUUUGAAAACUACUUUUAGAUUCAUGUCAUAGGUCCUAAAGGGCUGGUCUCUUUCAGCAAGUCAGUAUAAAUUAAUUUUAUUCUACCAUUAAUAAUUCAGGUGUGUUAUGUCCCUUUGUUGGAUACCACAUAUCUCAUCCUGUUAAUAUUAACUUGUUACUUUCUCUAAAUUCUUGCAGUCAUGCAUUCAUAAAAUUUCUGUUUAAAUAAUUAAUAUAAGAACUAGUCUGUUCAGCAACAUCUAUCUCCCACAGUGGCGGAUCCAGAAAUUUUCAUAAGUGGGGGCCUGAUUUCCUCACGCUUCAGUGAUUCCCUAUAUAAGCAACCAUAUUUUUUUCUCAAAAGGGGGAGCCUGGCCCCCCCCCCCCCCCUAAAUCUGCCUCUGUCCAAGACAAAAUAUAAAUAACACAAAAAAGAUACUAGAUACUAUUAUUUAGACAGUACAAUGGACGACAUCACACACCAAUACCAACAUUCUCUCAGUAAAAGACAUUCCUUGUUUUAAAGUAUUCCUUCAAUAUUGGAUGACAUGAGUAUUUUGUUAAAACAUGAUUUAUUUUUAUGAAUUUAUAUCAAUCUUAAAUAAAGAAAAGAUUCAGUUUUAGACGAUAAUGAAAAAAAGUAAUGUUUGUUAUAUUGACUGACAUCAAUCUAUCAAUUAAAUGUUACAAAAUAAAGUUGAUUUGUCAAAAAGAGUAAUUUCCAAUUCAAUAGCCCUGAAAUAAAUGAAUGAUGUUUCCAUACUGAUAUUAAAUGACCGUACUGCUGUCUCUGUAAACAAUCGUGAUUCCAAAACUUGUGAUCUUAAUAUGGUAUUUGUAAUUAUAUAUGAACUAUGUUGUUGGUAAUAAACAAGAUCAAACU
This is a messenger RNA of Mytilus trossulus (common blue mussel), 3308 nucleotides long. RefSeq names its product renin receptor-like. Gene Ontology annotation, biological process: positive regulation of Wnt signaling pathway. Gene Ontology annotation, molecular function: signaling receptor activity. The record is from RefSeq and is a predicted model, not a curated record. Bases 94 to 1197 code for a protein of 367 amino acids. Lineage: Eukaryota; Metazoa; Mollusca; Bivalvia; Mytilida; Mytilidae. Gene Ontology annotation, cellular component: external side of plasma membrane; membrane. The transcript has 8 exons.